This is a messenger RNA of Pieris macdunnoughi, 4287 nucleotides long. Lineage: Eukaryota; Metazoa; Arthropoda; Insecta; Lepidoptera; Pieridae. The record is from the annotation of a GenBank genome assembly.
AUGAAGCCACGAGGGUUUAGCGUCAUGCACGCCUUCUCAGCUCUUACUAUGCUUACGAUGGCUAAUGCACAAACGACUUGUAAUCAGGGUAUGGGUCGAGUUAUGUAUGAAAGACUUCCCAAUCAACAACUCCAUGGCUUUGAUGAUGAUGUUAUCCGUGAAACAGCACCCCCAUUUCGCGUCUUGGAAAAGUGUCAAGAUCUGUGUCUUCGUGAUAGAUCGGGAAAUGGCCUUGUCAGGACUUGCAACUCAAUAGACUUCCAGCCAGGAGCGAGGAUAGCCGCUUUCAGCCCGGAACCGGAGUAUGAGGAGUCAACCUGCUACCUUACAAGGGAACAGGCGGCUCCAGAGGGAAUAGGAACGUUGAUGAUUGUCCCCAACAGUGUUCAUUUCAAUGAGAUCUGCUUAUCAUCGAAUCGGCCAGAACGGGAAUGCCCAUCCAGACGUUAUGUAUUCGAACGUCACGCCCGUAAGCGUCUCAAACUGCCAUCGUCAGAUUUAAAGGACAUCAUGGUCGCGAACCGUACAGAAUGUGAAGAUAAGUGCCUGGGGGAGUUCAGCUUUGUGUGCCGUUCAGCGACUUUUGAUUCGGCUCUUAGGACCUGCUCGUUGAGUAGGUUCACGAGAAGAACCCACCCGGAGUUGUUGGAAGAUGACCAUAACGCGGAAUAUCUGGAGAAUACCUGUUUGAACGCCGAGAGAAGAUGCGACGGCCUAGCUGUCUUCAUAAAGGAAGAGAACAAACGACUCGGAGGCCCAUUCGAAGCUGAUGUCUUCUCCAAUAUGACACUAGAUGAAUGUCAAUCCAUGUGUGUCCGAGCUGAAAAGUACUUUUGCCGUUCAAUAGAGCACGAUGAAGUGACAAAGCAAUGUGUGCUUUCUGAAGAAGACUCUGUGUCUCAGAAGGAUGACGUCACUGUUAGUGCAUCACCUACUCACCAUUUUUACGACCUUGUCUGCCUGGAUAAUCCUCGCGGUACCGAGUACCCGGACAACAGUGCGACAUCCCACCUGUUUGCCCCGGGACGACGUCCGGAUACAGCCUUCCAACGGUACCGCAACAGCCGGAUAACCGGGGAAUUCCACUCGGAAAUAACUGGAAGAUCGCUCAGCGAGUGUCUGGAUGAGUGCUUGCGACAGACGAGUUUUCAAUGCAGGUCGGCGGUAUAUAGCGAUCGUGCAAGAACAUGCCGGCUCAGCAGAUAUAACCAAAAAGAUGGAAUGCGUCUACUGUACGACCCUGACUUUGAUUACUAUGAGAACUUAAUGCAUCAAAUAGUAACUGGGGAGAAUGAUGUGUCCAGCGGUGGUUCGCAGUCAUCCUGGGGAAAGCCAAAUAAAUCAGGUGGUACCAACAGUGAUAGAGACAGGGACAGGGAUAGAGAUAGAUAUCCUCCGGGCGUAGACCGCUAUCCGGAUGAUGAUAGAUAUGAUGACGACAAAUACUACAACCGCCCGGACCGAUACCCGGACGAUCGCUACCCGGCUGGUGCAGACGAUCGCUACCCGGAAAGAUAUCCAGAUGACAGAUAUCCGGAUGACAGAUACCCAUCUGGUGUUGGGCCUGACAGAUACCCUCUCGAUAGAUAUCCACCACCUUCCGACCGAUACCCACCACCCUCCGAUCGAUACCCUCCACCUUCUGACCGUUACCCGGCUCCUGCUGACAGAUAUCCAUCUCGUUAUCCAGUAGUGCCAGUGUCUGAUCGCUAUCCAGCAGUGCCUGAUAGGUAUCCACCCCCAAAUGACCGAUAUCCACCUUCUGACCGAUACCCACCUACUGUCGACCAAUACCCAAAUAGAAUACCUAUUGACCGUUAUCCAGGUGGUAAAUAUCCUAUAGAUGGUGAACGAUAUCCAAUUGACAAUGAGAUUGGGCGAUAUCCAGUUGACCGGUACCCGAUAAGUAGAUACCCAAUCGACGAUUACUCAGAUCGGUAUCCACAGGACAGAUAUCCGAUCCAACCCGGCCGAUAUCGACCGGGCUAUCCUAGAUAUCCUGAUAGAUACGAUCAGGACCGUUACCCCGGUAAUGAGUACCGGUAUCCAUAUAGCCGAUACCCGGUUGGCGUAAACCGGGAUCCUACGCCACUAGGCGGUGAUAGAUACCCGGAUAUGUAUGACAAAUAUCCACCGAACGGAUCAUCAUAUCCUGGAUAUGGGCGCGGUGGAUAUUAUGGAGCUGAUCGGUAUCCAACAGCUGAUCGGUAUCCAACAGCUGAUCGGUAUCCAACUUCUGAUCGGUAUCCAGACACUGCUAUAAGACCAGCAGACAGAAUUCCUGUGGAACCAAGGCCUACAUUUGGUAUAAGAAGACCUAUAGACAGGCCUGGUGGGUACCGAGGAAACUACGCACCACCUAUUGAGAGGCCCAUUGGUGGACCUGGUUAUGGUGGCUACGAACCGGAUGGUCCAAUAGCACCAAUAGGUCCGUCUGGUCCUAUCGGUGGACAAAUUGGACCCUUAGGUGGGCCGAUCGGUGGACCAAUCGGAGGACCGAUCGGUGGACCGAUCCGUCCACAGAUCGGACAAAGGCCCUGGCAAGGAUCCCGUUGUGAGGAAGAGAGCUUUAGACAAGUUGGACGACAACGUAUGCAGAGACGAUUUGUAAGGCGAUUCACUACCGCACAAUCGUUGGCUCAGUGCCAGCGCGAAUGUAUCGAGGCCAGGGACUUUAUAUGUCGGUCGUUCAACUUCAGGGAAGGAGGCUUCGGUGUUGAACCACGCGAUAACUGCGAGCUAAGUGAUCGUGAUACACGAGAGUUGGACGCGGCGAAUCCUGCGCAUUUCGACAAUACCGCAAACGAAUACGACUUCUAUGAACGGGCAUCGGGACGAAUCGCUGACGAUUGUUUAGAUGUAUCCCAAGUAUGUAAUGAGGAUGGCAUGGAGUUCACAUUACGUCUACCUGAAGGUUUCUUCGGCCGUAUGUACACGUACGGUUUCUACGACCGGUGCUUCUUCAGAGGAAAUGGUGGUGUUCAAAAUGUUCUACGUAUAACGGGCGCACACGGUUAUCCGGAGUGCGGUACACAGCGGUACGGAGACACAAUGACAAACAUCGUGGUGGUACAAUUCAGUGAUAACGUCCAAACAUCACGUGACAAGCGGUUUAACCUUACAUGUCUCUUCCGGGGUCCUGCCGAGGCAGUUGUUACAUCUAAUUACAUUGGAGCAGGGUCCGGGAGUCCCAUUCCGAUUGAAUAUCUUCCUGAGGAGAGUUCCCUGAAUUCUAAGGUCCGAUUGCUGAUAUUGUACCAAGGAAGACCAACAACUACCAUCGCUGUGGGUGAUCCAUUAACAUUUAGAUUGGAGGCACAGGACGGAUAUAACUACGCGACAGACAUCUUCGCAACUAAUGUCAUCGCCAGAGACCCAUAUUCGGGAAGAUCGGUGCAACUCAUUGAUCGUGUGGGAUGUCCGGUAGACCCAGAUGUAUUCCCGGAGUUGGAUAAAGGAAGGAGCGGCGAUUCACUCGAAGCCAGGUUUAAUGCAUUCAAAAUACCCGAGUCAAACUUUUUGGUGUUCGAGGCAACUGUGCGAACCUGUCGUGAUGGAUGCCAGCCGGCAUACUGUCCAAAUCAAGCCGGGCGUACUGAACCGUCAUUUGGCCGACGUAGACGAGAUGUCAACUCCACGAUAAUUCCUGAGACAAACACUACGGAUACGGAAGAAACAACCACCAACAAGUCCGAAGAUACAGUCUUUAAGAUAUCAUACGAACAAGCAACAGUUGAUAAGUAUUUGAAGAAUGAAGUUGAGACGCCCAGCCAUGUGAGGAAAAUGAUCGAGGUAUUUGACAACCGCAACGAGUUGAUAGAGGAGAAUGGUCAGGCAGACUCGGCCCCUGUCGUCGCUGAAGCAGGUGUUUGCGUGUCUCCACAGCACUACAGAGCUUUAUUGCUGGCAUUGUGCUCAUUGCUCGCUUUGCUCCUGGCUAUGUUGAUUGCAGCUCUGUAUAUAUACAAGCGUUACUGGCGCGUACUUCGUAAGAACAUAUCGGCUGCAGCACCUCCUAUAUCGCGUCCGGCUGCCCCGGGACCGAGACCAACUCGUCCAUCAUUAUUCUCUGCUUCACACUUACAUAAACCGUUCUCUUUAAGCGGAUUAGGCAGAAAUUUCACUGAAAUUGGCGAAGAGGCGGGCUCGUCGGGACGUUUGGCGAACACUUUUGAUGAUGGAAGUGAACCAAUUUAUACUGACCCCUCACUGUUCGAACGAUCUAGGUCUCUACGGUCCCUUCACUCAUUGGAUCUGAAACCUGACCGAAGAGAGCAUCGUGCUUAA